Molecule: messenger RNA, 435 nt
Organism: Tetrahymena thermophila SB210
Lineage: Eukaryota; Ciliophora; Oligohymenophorea; Hymenostomatida; Tetrahymenidae
Product: transmembrane protein, putative
Exons: 1
Source: RefSeq, a predicted model, not a curated record
AUGAUAAACACACUUUUUAUUGCCAAGUGGGUGUUUAGAGUAGGACACGUUUAUCCAGUUGCAGCAUUGACUGGAAAAGUAUUUUUUGAUUAUUUAUUUGGAUCUGACUUUAAUAGUAGCUCAGCAGAAAAAGGAGUUAUAAUAGCUUUAGGUGUUAUUUUAAUAGUUUCAGGGUUAAUUAAUAUGAUUCUAUUACGCCCUAAGGAAAAUUUCCCAACUGGCGCUAAAUUCUGGAAAUAUAUGAUGAUGUUGAAAUUCUUUGUUACUAUUUUUGUGCUUACUCCAUUUUUGUCAAGUGUAACUGGCAUUUCCAAAAAGAGCUUGAAUACAGUUUAGUUUUAUAUUUUAACAAUAUUCUUUGUCUUGAGUGCUUUCCUCAGAUUUUACAGAGAACAUCAUGCCGCACUCAGAUAAAAGUAAUUGUUAUCAAAGUGA